Pteronotus mesoamericanus is the source of this 1966-nucleotide messenger RNA. It is a transcript of the gene YOD1, whose product is annotated as YOD1 deubiquitinase. Gene Ontology annotation, biological process: endoplasmic reticulum unfolded protein response; protein deubiquitination. The coding region runs from base 1 to 1047 and encodes 348 amino acids. Lineage: Eukaryota; Metazoa; Chordata; Mammalia; Chiroptera; Mormoopidae. Gene Ontology annotation, cellular component: cytosol; nucleus. The transcript is spliced from 2 exons. The record is from RefSeq and is a predicted model, not a curated record. Gene Ontology annotation, molecular function: cysteine-type deubiquitinase activity.
AUGUUUGGCCCGGCAAAGGGUGGCCAUUUUGGAGUCCACUCCGCGGUUGACUGUCCCGGCGGCGUUUUCCAUCCUGCUGCCGGGACCAAGGCCGGUCCCACUGGUGCCUGGCCAAUGGGUGGCCUAACCGACACGAAGUGGCGGCUCCGCUGCAAAGCCAAAGGUGGCAACUAUGUUUUGCAGGAUUUGUCCAGCCAGACCCGGGUGCGGGAACUCCAGGGCCAAAUUGCUGCAAUCACCGGGAUCGCCCCCGGUUGUCAGCGAAUCCUCGUCGGAUACCCACCCGAGUGCCUGGAUCUCAGCAAUGGGGAUACUAUGCUGGGGGAUCUGCCCAUCCAGUCAGGUGACAUGCUGAUCGUUGAAGAAGAUCAAACCAGGCCCCACACUUCACCUGCAUUUACCAGACAUGGUGCUCCUAGUUAUGUCAGGGAAACUUUGCCUGUGCUUACCAGAACCGUGGUCCCAGCUGACAACUCUUGCCUCUUUACCAGUGUAUACUAUGUUGUUGAAGGAGGAGUCUUGAAUCCAGCUUGUGCCCCUGAGAUGAGACGCCUCAUAGCACAAAUUGUAGCAAGUGAUCCAGAUUUCUAUAGCGAAGCAAUACUGGGAAAAACAAAUCAAGAGUACUGUGAAUGGAUCAAAAGAGAUGAUACUUGGGGAGGAGCUAUUGAGAUAUCAAUUUUGUCUAAAUAUUAUCAAUGCGAAAUAUGUGUAGUAGAUACACAGACAGUAAGAAUUGAUCGUUUUGGGGAAGAUGCAGGCUAUGCUAAAAGGGUCCUGCUUAUUUAUGAUGGUGUCCACUAUGAUCCGCUUCAGCGUAACUUUCCUGACCCAGACACCCCUCCUCUGACCAUUUUCUCCUCUAAUGAUGAUAUUGUUCUUGUACAAGCACUGGAAUUAGCAGAUGAAGCUAGAAGAAGGAGACAGUUUACUGACAUAAACCGCUUCACCCUGCGAUGCAUGGUAUGUCAAAAGGGAUUAACUGGACAAGCGGAAGCAAGGGAACAUGCCAAGGAGACAGGCCAUACCAACUUUGGAGAAGUGUGAUCUAUGCAUGAUGAGGAUUAAAGCCUACUACCUCACAGAUCCAGAAGGUUCUGCGUUUUCCAAUAAGUUAUUCAUAACCCUAAAGAACAAAGGACACAAUGCUUGAACCAUCCUUUUAAAUUUAAAACCACUAAGGCACUGAAAUUCCUUGUUAAGAUUAAAAUUAGUGUGCAAGUUUACAGAUGUGUGUCUACAGCGGUGAUACAUGCCCUCUUUCUGGGGUGACAGAAUAGAUGGUCCAUGCUACCGACUGACACUAACAUGAAGAUUGAGUUUUAGUAUUAUAACUAGCAGCAUUAACUUGUAGAAGAAAACAGCAUCAUAUUUUGGGUAGUGCCGAAGGCCUCAUGUGAGGCCAUUGGACCUAAACCACAAUGUCUCCAAUAAUUGAGUCCUUUUAAAAACUCUGAGCUAAUAGUUUCUAAAUUAUGAACUGAUUCCUCAAGUGAAGAUACACGGAAUUGUCAAAACUGAUUUUGUAUUGUAAUUUGGUAGACUUUGUAAAAUGUGUACUUGGCCAGUUAUAAGUACAUAACAAGCAUUUUUACCGGGAUGAGCCUAUUCCCUGACAAUGUUACCUAAAAACAGGAACUGAUAGUGCCCAAUUUAGGAGAUCUAGUGUAUAAAAGUAGAAUGUAUGAGAGAAAAGGUGCCUGAGCAGCUUACUGAAGCUUUAAAAGACCAUUGACCUCGUAUUUUAACGAAACUCAUUUAUUAACCUUUGUCACAUUGGAUAAAAUUUAAAUUUAAGCAGGGUAUGUUUUUUUAAUUGAAGUUCUAUAAAAUUGGAAUGCUUGAAUUUUCCUUUUUUACAUUAAGAUUCGGAGGGAUUUAUUUUCCUCAGCUUUUUGUUAAGAGACUUCCUCCAAGUCCUAAAAAAAUGUUCAUCUAAAGUGAUAAAGAUAUGCUUUGGUUUGGU